UUUCAUGUUUUAACUGUUUGCAGGAUAACUUCUUCUCGGUCAUAUCAGUGACUGGUAAUGGUGAUGUGUUUCUAGAUGCUCAGUACACAAGGGAGGGUGAGAUGGAAGAUGAACGAGUGGACCUUGUUUUGGGGAGGAUCAGGAACAAGUAUGAUUGGAGCAACACAGACUGGCCAGUUUUAGACCCUGAAGAGUCUAAAAUGGAGGAACCCGACAGCCAUGAUAGAGGGUCAGAAGCUGAUAAGAUCGUGGAUCAUACGGAUGUUGUAGCAGACGAGGAGAACUCUUCGGUUAAGGUCGCAGGAAAAGGCAAGAGAAAGUUUCUUGAUGAAGGAGCAGAGACAAGAAAGAAGAAGGUGCUGUGUAAGCGAUCAGCAGAAAAGUUUCUGACUUUUGGUCCUGAAACUAUGAGUUUCAUUGAGGGUCUUAUCCGCACAUCUGUCACUUCAUUGGGAGAUGUGCUCAGUAUGCAAAUGGCGAAUAUGGAGAGGGUGUUUACAGAGAGGAUGGGAAAGAUGGAGAUUGAGGUUUCACAGCUCAAGGACGCAAUCAGUUUGACUGGUGAAGGAAGCUAUCCUAGUAAGAAAGAAACUGAAGAAGCUCCACUAAACAGCAAAGCCAAGGAAGCUCCACCUAAGAGCAAAGGCGCUCAAGCUCCACCUAAGAGCAAAGGCGCUCAAGCUCAACCUAAGCGCAAAGGCGAUCAACCUACUCCAACAAAAAAGUGGAAUGAUGAGGAAAUGGAUCGAACCAAAGAAGACUCGCCAGAUGCCGCGUUGGUGUUUUUCCGUGAAGAGGAUUGGGAAAAAGUUAGAACUUGGUCAACUUCCUCCACACCUAUACGGAUUGGACCUGCCACUUUAGAUUUUGAGAUUGCUAAUCGUCUUAUGGAUAAAUCUGAGUGGUUAAAUAGCUUGGAGAUUGACGCUGCAAUGUACGUAUUCCGGGAGAGAACAUCUUUGAAACGAUGGAGACCUCAUCGUGUCGCCUUCAUGACUGUCGUCUUCAGCAAUAUGAUUAAAAAAGAGUAUGGUCAUUUAGAAGCUCAGGGUAGAAAGAGCUACAUGCUUCAUAAUUUGCUACUGCAGUUCGGUAAAGGAGUCCUUCCACCACAUGGCAGGACACAUGAGAUAUGGAAUAUAGAUGUGGAUCGCCUGUAUGUCCCUGUUCAUGUCAGUGGGAAUCAUUGGAUCGCCUUGUGCAUCAGUUUCGUGACGAGGAGCAUUGAAGUGUUCGACUGCUCGGGUAAGAAAAGGUACAAGGAGGUGGAUGGGUUCGCAAACCUUAUUCCGCGUAUUGUCAAGGCAGUUCAGCCUAUGAGACACCAGAAGGAUUUCGCAGUCGGUGCAUAUACUGUUUCCUAUGUCCCCGUUGGGAAUCUGAAUAAAAGUGCAUGCGACUGUGGCGUCUAUGCAGUGAAGUUCAUUGAGUGUCAUGCGCUUGGAUUGGAGUUGUCGUUGUUGCAUGAUGGUAACAUUAUCGAAGCUCGCCACAGGAUUCUAUGGGAUCUUUGGGAAGCAGCUAAUGAUCCGGAAUUGAUUGAUAGGAUGUCAAAGUAUCAAUCCCCGGAGUGUCUCUCUUCGACUGUAGAAGAGAUUUUGUGAGACUGCUUGGUUUCAAGUUCUAAUGUAAUGAACAAGAUUGCUUAAUCUGAUGUAUAACUUCUAGAUUUUAUUAUCAUUUUUAGGAACAAGACUGCUUAGUUUAUUGUAUAACUUCUAGUGUUUAAUUAUGAUUUUUAGGAUUGACU
Molecule: messenger RNA, 1750 nt
Organism: Brassica napus (rape)
Lineage: Eukaryota; Viridiplantae; Streptophyta; Magnoliopsida; Brassicales; Brassicaceae
Exons: 4
Coding region: 102-1604 (500 amino acids)
Biological process (GO): protein desumoylation
Cellular component (GO): nucleus
Molecular function (GO): deSUMOylase activity
Source: RefSeq, a predicted model, not a curated record